AUGGACGAGGGCGCCCUCGCCGGAUAUACACACUUUAUUAGAUACCUGAACUAUGCGACUACGCCCAAGUUCAGGAUGGCCUUUGAGACCUUCUGUCUAAUAGUCAUUGCAACAUUCUUAUUCUCACUGGUGGCAAUGCACAGACAAUAUGUUGGCAAGGCCGACUGCAUUGUAGACGAGUUCGAGGCCAACUUUCCAAAGCAUCGAUUCGAUAUACUAUUGUUGGAUAUUAAAGAGAUAACGACAGAUUCCAAUGAAGACGAUCAAUACCAACAAGAGGUCACAGAGAUAUUCGCAUCAUCACAAACAUCAUUGAUGCAAAAGGAUCUCAUCAAUAAGUUGCUAUCAACAGACGAGAUGCAACAGCAAAGGGAGGAGCAACAACACACAACCGCAGCAUCAGAAGCAGUGACUACAGAGACUCACCACCAGCCUGACGAGGCAUCCAGGCCCUCGCAUCAUGGUCCUGUGGUUGGCGUCUCACCUAACCAAAGGGUGCGCCACACAUUUGAAACGCAUCAGCAGUACGAGUUCAGCACGCAGAAGGGUUUCCUAAUGCUCUCGCCAGACGUCAGGAGCAUGUACAAUAUAUCUACACAUCGAAUCGAUCUAUAUACGAACCAGUCAUGCUUUGGCGGACCCUUUCAUCGGAUGCUACUCAAAGUGCUCGGCUACGACACUGUAAUCAUCAACAACCUGGUCAAUAGUUUCGAUGGCUCUGGCUAUCUCCGAUCACUCGAUGACAACAUCCUGAUCAAUCUAUCCAGGUUCUCAUCACCUGAGACUCACCUAUCAUCCGAUUACAUCCUUUAUGUAAUUCAAUGUAUAAUCAAGGUUAACAUCAUAUUCUUCUUGAAUGUAACAGUGUUUGGAGUUGGUCUACGGAUAUGUGAACAAUGUUUAACAAGUGUAUUCGAUUCCAACUCACAUGGACUACAAACAUUUAUGUUACACAAUUGUUGCGUUGCACUUUUACAAAUUGGAAUGAUAUAUAUGUUCUCAAUAUUCUUAUCCGCAGAAUACCUUGUAUUCCUUUCAAUAUCAUUAAUAGCAUCAUACUUCACAUCCUGGAGUCUUAGAUCAAACGAGAGUAUAAGAUGUUAUCCACUUAUAUUCUUGGCGACAUUAUACUUCUUGGGAUACUAUGUUACAAUAUUCCCAACUGGCUUCCAUUCAAUAGCAUUCUGUGUUACCUAUACGAUCACAGAGUACUUGGUAGUACUAUGCAUAUUCAACUUUGAAAUACCUGCUGUGUUGGGACCUAAUCGCGAUGUACAGAACAAUCAAAUUGUCCAAAGAGAACAACAUAUCCAAUAG
Messenger RNA from Acytostelium subglobosum LB1, 1317 nucleotides. RefSeq lists its product as hypothetical. Gene Ontology annotation, cellular component: endoplasmic reticulum. The record is from RefSeq and is a predicted model, not a curated record. Lineage: Eukaryota; Evosea; Eumycetozoa; Acytosteliales; Acytosteliaceae. The coding region runs from base 1 to 1317 and encodes 438 amino acids. Gene Ontology annotation, biological process: positive regulation of ERAD pathway; response to endoplasmic reticulum stress. The transcript is spliced from 7 exons.